AUGCUGCCAAAGAGAGAAAACACCGUCAACGACGAAAUCAUUGAACAACGAUUCCAGAGUUUGGACACCCGAUUUCAAAGGAUGGAUGAUCGUUUCACGGACCUCUCAACCGGGAUUGAGGAAUUGCAACAGGCUCUGCGUACCAUGAUGGAAGAAGUUCAUAUGAGCCGCGACGUCAGGGACCGACCACGCACGGAGGGUUUCGCGGAGGAAGGGGAGCCUGCCGACACCAACAUCGACGGCCUGUUCGCGAAGGGGAUCGUUUUCCACGAGGGUCUGGAGGCGAUGAGCACCGACGACGUGACGGGAGGACACGCCACAGGGAUGAGACCUGGGAGGACGACGACGAUGGUGGCUUCAAUGGCGGAGGGUGAAGCGGCCAUGGCAGGACGAUGGAGCGGCGGCAACGUGCGCCUCCGCGUGGUAGUGCAGACUCAGAAUCGGACGAUGAGGGGCUGUUCCGACCGACGUGAUGGCAGGCGCCAGAUAGAAGGGGGAGAUGAGUCACGUUGGGAACAUGGGUUUCGUGUGGAGAUUCCGGAGUUUGCAGGAGGUGUGGACUGCUCGGAAUUUAUUGAUUGGUGGGCUGCGGUUGAGGCGCUUCUCAAGUUUAAGGGUGUCCCAGAGGAUAGGCGGGUUGCUUUGGUCGCCACUCGUUUUCGGGGUCGAGAAGCGAUGUGGUGGAUGCAACUCACGAAAUCCGUGUCGGAUGCCCACCAGCGGGACCUCAUCUUGGAACUUCAGCCGGCUCAAAAACUGGGUUCUACCUUAGCGUCUUCCUCUCGUCAGGGACCAACCAUGGGCGUUGCAGGCCAACCCAUCCGUUCGGUCCAAGCGACGAGAAGUGGUCUUCUCCAAGAGCGGGCUGGUGGUGCUGGUGAACAGCAGCCCUCCCCGGCGGCAGCCCAAUCAAUUUUCGGUCUUCGGUGUUUUGGAUGUGGGGAUGUCGGUCAUCGUCAGUCGGUUUGUCCGAAGAGUGUAGGAACAUGUGCCUUGUUUACGGAGGAUGUUGGGGACAUUGUUACCACCGAAUAUUAUAUGGGACAACCGGUUUACAAUGUUGAACCAGUUGAGCUGGAAGAGUAUGUGACCGGUAACGUGGGUACGACUUUGGUUAUUCGCAGGACGUGUUUGGUGCCACGUGGUUCUAGUAAUGCUCCCGUCGAGCGACAUCAUCUGUUUGAGUCUACGUGCACGGUCGGUAGCAAGGUUUGUCGGUUUAUCAUCGACUCUGGCUCCUGUGAAAAUGUUAUUGCUCAGGAGGCAGUGGACAAACUGUCUCAAAGUUCAUCAUUUUCACUCCACCUCACAAAUCCGGCGAGUUCCCGGCGAGUUUCCGGUGAAACCCGCGAUCGGCGAGCUCAUCCUGCACCGGUGGUCCCAGCUCAAGCCGCGCACCACUCCCGUCGCAGCCACCUCAGCUCACGCCCUCAACCUCGGUUUGACCCAGCAGCAGCUCGAGCUCGCGGCCGUCCAUCCUGCACCACCUUCCCGUCGCCGGCGAACCCGCAGCAGCUCCAGUCGCAGCUCCGUUUUCCGGUGAGCUCGCAGCCAUUCUCAGCGCCCUCACUUGCAACAACCACCACUGCGACCUCCCUCUUCACGGCGAGCUCUCAGCUCCGCCGCGACCUCAGCCCGCCGCCGUCCUCAUCAUCUUCAAGCUCGCCACCACUUCACGCAGUCACAGCUCGAGCUCACGCCGGCGACCUCCAUUCACGGCGAGCUCCUCAGCCCCGUCACAGCUCCCACCGCCGAGCUCCGCCUCGCCACAGCCACUCGCCGCCGUCGAGCCACCCACGACCAGCUGACCCGGACCCGCGGCCCACAGCCCUAGAUCCGACCCGAUUUGCAAGAGCCGACCCAUUUUCACUUUCCCGAUCUAUUUUCAAUUUUCCCGAUCCGAACCGAUUUAAGGUGCUGGGUAUUCAGUACCGGUCCUGGCGGAGCACCGUUGAUUUCUUUGUGCUCACGCCUCCCCACUACCUUCUUUUUCAGGUGACGGAGUCCCGCGUGGAGCGUGAGCUGGAUGUGGUGGUGGUCGUCAGCCAGUACAUUUUUGAUAUGACAUGUCGCCCGUGGCAGUACGAUCGUGCGGCUACUCAUGACGGUCGACUAAACACGUACUCGUUUAUUUUUUGUGGGGUCAAAAUCAUAUUGCUCCCUAAGACACCUCGUUCUUGGCCACAGCCGAGUUUCACAUCAUACGUCCUUGUACUGUCUCGAUCGGUUUUUCUCACCGAAUUGCUGGAUGGUAAUUCCAUUCGGGCUGUCCAAUGCGCCGAGUACAUUUAUGAGAGUGAUGACCAGGCAUUACGAGAUUUCAUCAGUAAGAGUGUCGUCGUUCAUUUUGACGAUAUUCUUAAUUACAGUCGAACUGCGGAUGAGCACUUCCACCAUGUUCGGGAGGUUCUACUUCUUUUACGAGCGGAGUCUUUCUUUGCUACUCUAAGUAAGUACUGCUUCAUGGUGGAUUCGAUUUUGUUUUUAGGAUUUGUCAUCUCGUCAGAGGGUAUUCGUGUAGAUGAGAGCAAGGUGGCGGCGAUCCGGGGCUGGCCGACCCCGACCUCUUUCACUGAGGCGUGUAGUUUUCACGGCCUUGCCUCAUUUUAUCGUCGCUUCAUUUCUCACUUCAACACCAUUACUGCUCCACUCACGGAUUGCCUUCAUGGCAAGUCUUUUGUGUGGACUCCGUCGGCGGAGAGUGUUUGUCCCAUUUUUGUUGCGUUUUUCCUUAUUGUUUUGUUUAUCUUUUCUUCCCCCGUUUAA
Striga asiatica is the source of this 2766-nucleotide messenger RNA. The record is from the annotation of a GenBank genome assembly. Lineage: Eukaryota; Viridiplantae; Streptophyta; Magnoliopsida; Lamiales; Orobanchaceae.